Xiphias gladius (swordfish) is the source of this 1612-nucleotide messenger RNA. It is a transcript of the gene kin, whose product is annotated as Kin17 DNA and RNA binding protein. Lineage: Eukaryota; Metazoa; Chordata; Actinopteri; Istiophoriformes; Xiphiidae. Gene Ontology annotation, cellular component: nucleus. The transcript has 12 exons. Gene Ontology annotation, molecular function: double-stranded DNA binding. The record is from RefSeq and is a predicted model, not a curated record. Gene Ontology annotation, biological process: DNA damage response; DNA replication. Bases 155 to 1357 code for a protein of 400 amino acids.
UGUUAUCGCGAGUUUUUAAGAUCACACGCGGAAGCUGUUUGUGUCGGUAGCGGUUGGUCGCGUUUGGGCUGCGAUUCGAGCGAAAAAUUCUACCGGUAUAGUCUGAAUUUAAACGUUAUACCGAGUGUUUUACGUUUGCUAUAGCUGGUCCGCGAUGGGGAAAGCAGAUUUUCUCUCCCCCAAGGCGAUAAGCAACCGGAUAAAAUCCAAAGGUCUCCAGAAGCUGAGGUGGUAUUGUCAGAUGUGUCAGAAGCAAUGCAGAGACGAGAAUGGCUUCAAGUGUCACUGCAUGUCCGAGUCCCACCAGAGGCAGCUGCUCCUGGCCUCGGAGGAUCCGACAAAGUUCAUGGACUACUUCUCCGAUGAGUUCAAAAACGACUUCGUGGAGCUGCUCAGAAGACGUUUUGGGACCAAGCGAGUGCACAACAACAUUGUCUACAAUGAGUACAUCAGUGACCGGGAGCACGUCCACAUGAACUCCACACAGUGGGAGACUCUCACGGACUUCACCAAGUGGCUGGGCAGAGAAGGCCUGUGUAAAGUCGACGAGACCCCCAAAGGCUGGUACAUCCAGUACAUCGAUCGCGACCCGGAGACCAUCCGCCGCCAAGAGGAGCAGGCGAAGAAGAAGAAGCAGGAGAUGGACGACGAGGAGAGGAGCGCCAGGUUCAUCCAGGAGCAGGUCCGCAGGGGCCGCGACGGCAAGGAGACAGACGUAACUCCGGUUUACACAGAGCUGAAACGUGAGAGCGAAGAAGAAAAAGUUGCUUUCAACCUGGGUGCUUCCUCAUCUAUAGCCGGUCCUUCCAAAUCAAGUUCUUCCCUGGGUGCUAGUGCUCUCAAAACAGCAGCGUCGUCCUCGACCAAGAGGAAAGACACGUCCUCCAGUUCAGAUUCCAGAGGGGAGAAGAAGAAGAAAUCUGCUCUGGAAGAGAUCAUGGAGAUGGAGGAGGAGAAGAAGAAGAAGCAGUCGGUCAGAACAGAUUACUGGCUGCAGCCCAACAUCGUGGUCAAAGUCAUCACCAAGAGACUGGGCGAGAAGUACCACAAGAAGAAGGCUGUCAUCACGGUAACAGUGCUCUGUGGUCGUUUAGGGGAGGUGCGAGACAAGUAUGCAGCGGUGGUGAGGAUGAUCGACUCCGGAGACAAGCUGAAACUGGACCAGAAUCACGUCGAGACGGUCAUACCUGCACCAGGCAAACGGGUUUUGAUCCUGAACGGUCCGCACAGGGACACGGAGGCUCUGCUGGAGGGGAUCGACGAGAAAAAUUUCUGCGCCACACUCACGCUCGACUCUGGUCAACAGAAAGGGAAGAGAGUGGACGUCGCCUAUGAAGAUUUCUCAAAACUGGCCUGAACCGAAAGACCCCCCCGCCCCCCCGGUUUUAACCUCAGGCAUCCAUUUUUUUUUUUCCUGUGGGACUCUACUGUGUCAGAGUUACUUCCCCAUGAUUCACCUGUACAUAUACAUAUCCCACCGUGCAUUUCCAGUGAGGCGUCACAGAAAAACACAGAGCAAUGAGUUCAAUUUGUUUUUUAUUUUGUAUGAAUAUUCAAGCUGAUCUUAACAUUGCAGAUGUAAAUUUUCUCCAAAUAAACUCAACAAAAGUGA